Molecule: messenger RNA, 1386 nt
Organism: Adineta steineri
Lineage: Eukaryota; Metazoa; Rotifera; Eurotatoria; Adinetida; Adinetidae
Source: the annotation of a GenBank genome assembly
AUGUUCGGUCGACCAAGCGUUCGACCUGCUGGUCGUCCAGCAGCAUCACCAAAUAAUCGAACACCUGUUAAUACAGGUAAUGGAUCAAUGGGACGACCACAGCCUGUCGCACGAGGACCACCAAGUCGAUAUGAAGAUGAAUCACCUCCGCCACAAGCUCGUAAUGUUGGCAGACAACAAAAGACAACGGGUGGUGCUGGUUAUGGUGAAUAUGAUCAUUUAUAUAAAAAUGCGCCUGGAGGCAAUGGAAGUCCACCAGCGAUGCCUCAAUCUGUUCUAUGUUAUAUUUGUGGACGAAAAUAUGGUACGCAAUCCAUUGAAAUUCAUGAACCUCAAUGUUUAGAAAAAUGGCAUAUUGAAAAUGCUAAAUUACCUCCGAAUUUACGUCGACCUGCACCUCGUAAACCUGAUGUUCAUAUUGGUAGUGGUGGAAAUUACUCACUCGAUCAAAUCAAUGAUGCAGCUUAUGAAGCAUCAAAAUCUCAACUUGUUCCAUGUCCAAAUUGUGGACGUAAAUUUGCUUCUGAUCGUAUUCAAGUUCAUCAACGAAGUUGUAAACCAGGCAAUGCAGCUAAAUCAAUUGGUGCUGCUGCUGGUCCUAGUAGUGGUCCCGGACGAAUGGGAGAUCGAUCUUUACAACAAAAAGGAAAUGCUUCCUAUGAUGAUUUUGAAGGUACGCCAAUUGCUUCUUCAUCACGAGGUGGUGGUGGUGGUGGUGGUGGUGGUGGAUAUGAGACAUAUGAAGAUAAUAGUUACUCAGGGGGUAGCGGUGGUCUUUAUCCAUGUUCUUUGUGCAAUCGUAAAUUUGCAAGUGAUCGUAUUCAACAACAUGAAUCAGCAUGUAGAAAAGCUCAAAAACAACGUCGUGUAUUUGAUUCGACUAAACAACGAAUAGAAGGAACAGAAGCAGCAAGUUUUUUUCGGAAAGGAAAAGGAGCUAAAGGUCGAAAUGAACCUGCUAAACCACAGAUUCCAAAAUCAAAUUGGAGACAAAAACAUGAAGAUUUUAUUCGAGCUAUUCGUUAUGCUAAACAAGCAUCUAGUUAUGAGCAAGCAGGCGGUCGUCUACGUGAUUUACCACCACCACCCCCAUCAUAUAAUCCUGAUUACGUUCAAUGUCCACAUUGUGGACGUAAUUAUGCACCAGGAGUAGCUGAACGACAUAUUCCAAAAUGUGUUAAUAUUCAAAAUAAACCAAGACCAAUUCAAAAUUCUAAUCGAAUGGGAACUCAACAGCAACAACAACAACAGCAACGUAUGGGAGGUGCAGUGGGUAGUGGUAGUAUGCGUACACCUAUUGCCAAUUACGCUAGUUCAAACGGUGGUUUUGGUAACAAUGCUGCUCCUCGACCUCCAAAUCGAUCCGUACGUGGUGGUCGUUAUUAA